Fraxinus pennsylvanica is the source of this 918-nucleotide messenger RNA. The record is from the annotation of a GenBank genome assembly. Lineage: Eukaryota; Viridiplantae; Streptophyta; Magnoliopsida; Lamiales; Oleaceae.
AUGGAGGGUUAUUCAAGAAAAGAUGAAGAGUGUCCUCAGUUACUGGAUUUGAUUCCAAAGGAGAAAGAAUGGUUUACAAUAAGUGCACAAGAAAAACAAACAAGCCAUGGAUCUUCAGAGGAAAAACAGCUUGAGCUAAGGCUUGGUCCACCAAUUGGAGACUGGACCAUAAAAAAUAACCAUGUUUCAAGAGAAUCUUUUGAUUAUUUCUUUCCAUGGACAUCUUCUUCAGGCUACCAAGUGCAAUCUCAGCAGCCAACGACGCCGUUUCUCCAAGCACAUGACCAGGUGAAGGAAUCCUCACAGCCCAAUUAUACUGUUGCAGAAAAGAAGACAUUUUCAGCUGCUAAUACAGCUCUGCCCAACAGCAGCAGUGCUCAGAAAAGAAUUGCUCCUACAUCGGUCGUGGGAUGGCCUCCUAUUCGUUCAUUUAGAAAGAACCUUGCAAACGGAAAUUCUUCUAAACCUGUCUCCGAGUUGCAGAAUGCAGCUGGCAGCAGAAUUUCUGGGGAAAAAGCUAUUGAAAAUACCCCUCAAAGCUUGCUUGUGAAGAUCAACAUGGACGGAGUUCCCAUUGGAAGAAAAGUCAAUCUUAAAGAACACGACAGUUAUGAAAAUCUCUCCUCUGCUGUUGAUGAACUCUUUAGAGACCUUCUUGCAGCUCAAAGCAAUUUUUCGGCUGGUGGAAUCAAGAACGAGGAAGACGGAGGGAAGGCAAUUACGGGUUUAUUGGGCGGAAGAGGUGAAUAUACCUUAGUCUAUGAAGAUAAUGAAGGGGACAGGAUGCUUAUUGGGGAUGUCCCUUGGCACAUGUUCGUAUCAAGUGUGAAGAGAUUGCGUGUACUGAAAAGCUCCGAACUUCCUACACUAUGCCGUGGGGGGAAAACAGAAAGCUUCCUUGAAACUUCACCGAAAUGA